Molecule: messenger RNA, 3142 nt
Organism: Gasterosteus aculeatus aculeatus (three-spined stickleback)
Lineage: Eukaryota; Metazoa; Chordata; Actinopteri; Perciformes; Gasterosteidae
Product: kinesin-associated protein 3
Biological process (GO): cilium organization; microtubule-based movement
Cellular component (GO): axoneme; ciliary transition zone; kinesin II complex
Molecular function (GO): kinesin binding
Source: RefSeq, a predicted model, not a curated record
ACCCAUAAUCCUCGUCCACUCCUGCUGUUUGGACAAGGCUAGCGACCAGCACGCGGAUUUCUACUAUAGUGAUUUUAGACUCAUUGAAAUUAAACAAUUUAGUGAGUUUAGGUUCAUUGAAAUUAAACAAUUCAAUUACAUUUAAAAUCUGAGAGACUAAAUUUGGAGAUGAUGCAGGAUGAUGCGCGCUACCUCAAACGCAAAGUGACUGCGGGCAGCUUGGAUGUCCACCCCACGGAGAAGGCCCUCGUGGUCCACUACGAGGUGGAGGCGUCCAUACUGGGCGAGGGUGGAGGACACAUGCUGGGCGAGCGAAAGGAGGGACAGAAAAUUAUCCGAGUGAAAAGUCUUUCCCCGAGCACAGACGUGGGAGCCUUGGCCAAGAAAGUGGUGGAGGAGUGUAAACUCAUCCCUCCUUCCCGUUUGCCCCAGGUGGAGCAGCUCCUCUACUACUUGCAGAACAGGAAGUCAUCACCGGUGGAGGGCAAAGCGGAGCAGAAAGAGAAAAGAACAGUGAGACCCAGAGAGCUGACCCCGUUUGAAGGAAUGGAGCUCGAUGAGGAAGCCAGUAUUACCAGAGUGGAGGAGUACAUGGAGCUGCUGUAUGAAGGAAUCCCAGAGAAGAUCAGAGGCUCUGCUCUCAUCCUGCAGCUCGCCCGUAACCCUGACAACCUGGAGGAGCUGCUCCACAACGAGGCAGUUCUGGGUGCUCUGGCCAGAGUAUUGAGGGAGGACUGGAAACAGAGCGUAGAGCUGGCCACCAUCAUCAUUUAUAUCUUCUUCUGUUUUUCCAGUUUUUCCCAGUUCCACGGCGUGGUGAGUCAUUAUAAAAUAGGCGCGCUGUGCAUGAGCGUGGUGGAACACGAGCUGAAGAGACACGACGUGUGGCGCGAGGAACUACGCAAGAAAAACAAGGCCUGUGAGUCGGCACCGGAGAACGGCUCUCUGAGAAGAGACCAGGACAAAGCCGUGAGGAAGUACCACGGCCUUCUGUCCAAACAGGAGCAGCUGCUCAGAGUGUCCCUUUACCUCCUGCUGAACCUCGCUGAGGACACAAGGACCGAGUUAAAGAUGAGGAAUAAAAACAUCGUUGUCCUCCUCGUCAAAGUCCUUGAACGGGAUGACGAGGAGCUGCUGGUCCUGGUGGUUUCUUUCCUCAAAAAGCUCUCCAUCUUCUUAGAGAACAAGAACGACAUGGCUGAGGUGGACACUGUGGAGCGCCUGGCUCGCCUGCUUCCCUGUGACCACGAAGACCUGCUGAACCUCACUCUGCGUCUGCUGCUCAACCUCUCCUUCGACGCUGGCCUCCGAGCCAAGAUGGUAGAAGUCGGGCUGCUACCUAAAUUAACGGCCUUGUUGGGUGAUGACAACAACCGUCAGGUUGCCAUGCGUAUCCUGUAUCACAUCAGCAUGGACGACUGCUUUAAGGGCAUGUUUGUUUACACUGACUGCGUCCCUCAGCUAAUGCGGAUGCUGUAUGAGCUCGGCGAGGAGGAAACUGAAGCUGAGCUAAUCUCCAUCUGCAUCAACCUGGCCGCCAACAAGAGGAACGCACAGCUCAUGUGUGAAGGAAAUGGCUUGAAGAUGCUUAUGAAGAGAGCUCUAAAGAUGAAGGACUACCUUCUGAUGAAGAUGAUCAGAAACAUCUCUCAGCAUGACGGACCAAUCAAACCCAUGUUCAUCGACUACGUUGGGGACCUGGCUGCAGAGAUCCGUGCAGAGGAAGAGGAGGAGUGGGUUCUGGAGUGUCUCGGGACGCUGGCCAACCUCACCAUCCCUGACCUGGACUGGGAGUUGGUGCUGAAGGAGUACAACCUGGUACCCUACCUCAAAGACCGGCUUAAACCAGGCUCGGCGGAGGACGACCUCAUCCUGGAGGUGGUGAUUAUGAUUGGAACCGUUUCCAUGGACGACGCCUGUGCUGCCAUGCUGGCGAAGUCAGGCAUUAUUCCUGCUCUCAUCGAGCUCCUAAACGCCCAACAGGAGGACGAUGAGUUUGUGUGUCAGAUCGUCUACGUCUUCUACCAGAUGGUGUUUCACCAAGCUACACGGGACGUCAUCAUCAAGGACACCCAGGCUCCAGCUUACCUCAUAGAUCUCAUGCAUGACAAGAAUGCUGAGAUCAGGAAGGUGUGUGACAACACCCUCGAUAUCAUCGCAGAGUACGACGAGGAGUGGGGGAGAAAAAUUCAGUCUGAGAAGUUCCGUUUCUAUAACAACCAGUGGUUGGAGAUGGUGGAGAGUCGGCAAGCUGACGAGUGUGAGCCGUACCUCUACGACAACGACGACAGGACGGAUCUGUUCUACAGUGCAGAUGGAAUUACCCCCGGGGACGGUUCAGUGAGUCCGGACUUCUUCAACGACCUCCAGACUCAGAAUGGAGACCUGCACCAUCCAGGAGAUGGCAGCGAUGUCUUCGACCAGACCAGCUCGUCCACUCGACCGGCUACGGCCUACGGCUUCAGACCCGAUGAGCAGCCCUUCUACCAGUACUCAUAGGCCCCCCCCAUGGACGGUUUCAAUCAUCCACCCUUCUCUACGAGUAGGCGUCUUCCUUACACACCGGCUCCAGCCUUCUCAUGAUGAUCAGUUUCAUUUGGAGAACGUGAAGCCACGUAACAUCUCUGAUAUGUUGGUACCUUUUUGCACAUCGUCCUGUUUAAUGAUGAAUGUUUGCUGCCUCUUUAAAUCGCUGUCUCUAUUCUAACCUACAGGAUCUCACUCACAUGCACCGCCAUCUUCUCUUUCCUCUCAGCUCUAAGCAGUUCUGUUGUCAUUGUACAGCCACAGUGACACUAGGUCGGACGUAUGUUGUACCCGCGUAGAGCUUCUAGUCGUCCGGGCCCUUAAAGCGUGUUUACCGUAUGAUUCAUACGUAUCUGGAUGUACACGUGUGAAUCGGAGCAACUUACUGUUCACAGGACGCUCACUAUUAACCACAAGCAGUGUUAUUUGCACAUAGCUACAUGUUGAUGCAUGCAUGUUUUCUUUUUGAAUGUUUAAUUUAUUGUUAUCUGAAUUAUGUUGUGUUUUUAUAAUAGUAUUCAUUUGUUGCUACAAAACAGUGUAAACAUGUUACUGGACAAUACAUUAUCGCCAUUGUGUUUCCUCCUCAGGUUGUUUAAUAAAAACAUCAACGCCA